AUGCAUAAACCCAGAGUACAUGUUUUAAUCGAUUGUUAUUGUCCAAUUCAAAUUCAUAAGAAAAUUCAGAGUCAUUAUUACGUUUUUGUUGGAGGAGGAGAAGAAAAUCAUGGGCUUGAAAUUCAUGAUAUAACAUAUGAUCAGUAUCAAUCAGAUUAUACAUGUUCUUCAUUACCCACUGACUUUAAUGAGGAUUCAGGUUCUAGUGGAGAUUUAGGUUCUAGUGGAGAUUUAGGUUCCAGUAGAGAUUCAGGUUCCAACAGGAAUUCAGGUUCCAAUGAGGAUUCAGGUCCCAAUGGGAAUUUAGGUCCCAACAGGGAUUUAGGUCCCAAUGGGAAUUCAGGUCCUAAUAGGGAUUCAGGUCCCAACGAGGAUUCAGGUCCCAACAAAGACUCAGGUUUCAACAGAGACUCAGGUUCCAAUGAGGCUUCAGGUUCUAAUGGGGCUUCAGGUUCCGAUAAAGCUUCAGAUUCAGAUGAGAUCUCAGAGUCCAAUGUGUACUCAGGUUCUGGUUCUUAA
This is a messenger RNA of Cetraspora pellucida, 519 nucleotides long. NCBI's taxonomy places the organism in Eukaryota, Fungi, Glomeromycota, Glomeromycetes, Diversisporales, Gigasporaceae. The record is from the annotation of a GenBank genome assembly.